This is a messenger RNA of Melanotaenia boesemani (Boeseman's rainbowfish), 2310 nucleotides long. RefSeq names its product reticulophagy regulator family member 3 (gene retreg3). The coding region runs from base 138 to 1637 and encodes 499 amino acids. NCBI's taxonomy places the organism in Eukaryota, Metazoa, Chordata, Actinopteri, Atheriniformes, Melanotaeniidae. The record is from RefSeq and is a predicted model, not a curated record. Gene Ontology annotation, biological process: reticulophagy. The transcript is spliced from 10 exons.
GCGCCCCGCGUGGAUUCUGAUUGGGCUGCUUAGCAAUCGAAUAAACAGAAUACGCCAUAUUGACAGUUUCCGAAGAGAGCAACAUAUUUAUGUAAAAAAUGACAAAAUAACUGACUUUGUUCGCGGUAGACGCUAAGAUGGCGCACACUGGAGCAAUCGAAGUGGCGUCUAUGGAGGAUUGCUCUGCAAAGCAGGGCUCUAGUGUCUGCCUACGAAGUCGCUCAUGCUACAGCGAGAGAGACGGUCAGGUACGGACUGUCAAAGCUGUUCUUCUGUCCAAGCUGGGCCCCCACGAGCCUGUCCUGACUUAUCUACAGUCCAUCCUGGUGUGGGAAAGACCGUUCCAGAGUGUCCUUCUCUUUACAGUUGUUAACGUUGUGUUCUGGUUUUUUGCUCUCACAUCACUGCGCCUGCUGUUCUUACUGGCUUCUGGACUGGCUGUGCUUGUAUUUGUUGAUACCUGGAGGAAUAAGAUCUGGCCUACGAUUAGAGUCAGAAAACUGGAUGAAUCAGAAAAUGAGAGUUGGGGUCUGGUGCAGCCUGGCAUCCUCAGUGUGCCUGAACUGUGUCACCAUCUUGCAGAGGCCUGGGUCAGUGCAUCAGUGUUCACAUGCAGCAUGGUGGAGUACAAACGAAAAAGCCCUGGCAAUUUUUGCAUUUUGACCUGCGUAGUUUUAACCUGUUUGGCUGUGAUUGGAUGCUACCUUCCUGGAUUGGUGCUCUCCUACUCUGCUUUGUUAGCCACUCUCCUGACCCCCCUGGCAGCCUAUCACAGGGUUUUUCAGCAUGUGUGUGUGAAGCUGGGGCCAGUCCUGCAGCGGCUGGACUUCAGUGUUCGUGGAUACAUGAUGUCAAAGCCCAUAGAUAAUCAGUUUUUGCGAAGGCCCAUAUAUGGUGCAGCCUCAGGUGAAGCCAGUGACAGUGAGGAGGAAUUGGCUGCUUUCUGCCCAACAUUUGAUGACACUAUUGUUGCAAAGGAACUUGCACUGACUGACUCUGAGCACUCUGAUGCUGAAGUGUCCUACACUGAUAAUGGAACAUUUAACCUAUCACGUGGCCAAACCCCUCUUACAGAGGGCUCUGAAGAUUUGGACCGGCACAGUGAUGCUGAGGAAUCCUUUGCACAAGACCUCCCUGACUUCCCCUCUAUAAAUCCUGAUGCCACUCUGAUGGAUGACGACGAUGACACAAGCAUUGGGUUACCUAGCCUGGGUCCAUCUGGGCUAGCUAGUCUCCGCGCUUCAGUGCUGGAUGUGGAUGCUCAUCUGGAGUCGGACCAAGAGGAUCUGGAUGCAGAACUUUCUCUCAGUGGCUUGCCACCUGCCUCAGAUUUCACUGGAGACUUGGCUGGUGUCAUUGCCAGCAACAUGAUCCAGGCGGCGCUGGCUGGUGCACUGCAGCCUCACCCUCCUGCUACCCGACGCAGACAAGGGCCUCCCAAAGCCGGGUCCCACCGAAGCUACAGGAAGCAGUCCAGCUCUGAGCUGGACACAGACUUGGAUGCAGAAGACUUUGAAAUGCUGGAUCAGUCUGAACUGAACCAGAUGGAUCCCCUCGGAGGAGGAGGAGGGGUUGGUAGAAGAGGUGAAAGCCAGGGGUCUAACUUCUUAUCGAGCCUGCUUGGUAAACCACAGUAAAGUGUGCGCACUGCUGAAGGUGCGUGCCUGUGUUUGUAGCUGAGUUUAUAAUGAUGAGCUGUGAACGACUGUUGUUGCCUCAGCUCUGCUUCUCAUCUGUUUAUCACUGUGAAGCAUUUCAUUUUCAACUUUGUCUUCUGUUCUCUUCAAAUCUAUCAAGAAAACUUUUACUUUGUAGGCUGAGCAAUAGGAAAAUACAAAAAAGUAAAUCACAGUGAGCCAUUAUCUAAACCAGCAUUGUUGAACUUUGUUGCAGUUUUGCAACUUUAAAUACCCGUAACUUACAGGAGUAUUAGUUUGCAACUUUGAUUACAAAAUAAAAAAAGUGCCCAUAAGAUCUUUUCUACAUGGAGGUGUAGACAUACAGGGCUACUUGACAUAGGACCAAAUAACACAUUCCUAUUGCUUGAGCUGAGCCAUAUUUGGUAAUGAAAGUUAAGCAGCAUUUAAUGGUGAAGUACAUUCAAGUUAUUGCAAUUGUCAUCAACCCUUCAAAAAAACAGAAAAUUUAUGUUAUAGUAGUUAAUGUGCCUCUGUCUUAACAUGUUGACAUGACUUAUUGGAGGUGGGUUUGUUUGAUUUUGCAGGUUACCAGCUUCAUUUAAGUUUGGUUUUUGGACUCUCCACUGAGAUGAAAAUUAAUUUUAUUUGGAUAAAGUUUCUAUUUUCUGUG